Messenger RNA from Suillus paluster, 2343 nucleotides. RefSeq lists its product as uncharacterized. The record is from RefSeq and is a predicted model, not a curated record. The transcript has 6 exons. The coding region runs from base 1 to 2343 and encodes 780 amino acids. Lineage: Eukaryota; Fungi; Basidiomycota; Agaricomycetes; Boletales; Suillaceae.
AUGCAAACACAAUUGCUGGUGGUGUUAUAUUGGGAAGCUCUUGUUCAUCAUGCUAAUCCCUCUCACGAGUCACAGAUGCGACAACUCAACGACUGGUUAUCAAUCUUGAGGAGCUUAUCGACUUCUGAGGUUCAACGUAUUAUCAUGCACGAGACAGCCACAGCUCAUUCCUCUGUGAUGUCACCUAGCCUAUCCAUCAAUCAUCCACACGCAGCUGCCGCCAUGCUCUCGCAUCGAGUCUCGUUAACCGGAACUGAUCUCGCAAAUCGAUUGGAAUCACCAAACACGUCUUUCCUUUCUCCCUCACACUUGGUGGAACACUCCCAUCCUCAAUACACCUCCCCGCCACCAACCCCUCCUCUUUCAUUUCCUACAUACAAACUUCGCGCAACCGCAGUCCGCCCUGGCCUCUUACAUAACCUCACCGCAUCACACCCCGUCGCCCUAAUACACAGCUUUGCACCAAGGUCACUCGAGUAUCAGCAGACACUCAAGAUCGAGAAUCCAUGGCCCGAAAAACUCAUGUACACGCUUGUACUCCCUCAUCGUGCUUGGGCUGCAGGUGAUACCCUCACUGCCCUCUGUAAAUUUAUCCCACUCGCCAAAGGCGUACGCGUACUCAGCAUUCUCACAAACUUGAAUGAGACCGUAAAGAUUCGUUCAAGGGGGAGCAACUUCACCAGAACCAUCGUCACUUCAAGACACGAGGUCUCUCAUGGAAAGCUCAAACUCAUCAGUGAGAGCUGGGAUGGCAUAAGACAGUCAAUUGGCCCUGGGGCAUCCCUGCAUUCCAGUAUACCACACUCCCCUGGUUUCGAACCUGAUCUCACCCUCCGUCAAGUCCCUACUCCUUUUCUGCUCCCCACUCUCCCUCCUCCUCACAUUCACACGACGAACACCCACACCAGCGACCUCAUCUACCCACUCUCCCUCACCCUCCCACCAACCCUCCCCCCUUCCCACGCCCUCAACCCAAUCCAUAUCUCACACCGCAUCUGCUGGUCAAUUCUGAUGUCAAACCUCGACGGACACACCUCCGGACUCCGCUGUAGUCUCCCUAUAACCAUUCUCGAUGGGCGAUUGCUCUCAGAAGCUCGGGCCGGCGAUGGGGAGAGUGUUAGUGGUGGCGCUGGGAUCUUCGGGGAAGAAGGGGAUGAGGAGGAAGGUGAGAGAUUGCCGAGUUAUACAACCCAUGUUCGGGAUCGCGUUGCCAAUGCCUUCCUCCCUGCUGGAUCUACCAUGCGCAUUGCAAAUCCAUAUGUAUCCUCCACUCCACACAUUCCCCUUACACAAGGCCUCAGCACGUCCUUCUUGCCUCGUUCGGGUGCGAGCUCGCCUCCACACCUGCAUGUGCACCACGCUCAUACGCUCCCGCAUGACGUACCCGAUUGGGUCAAUUCAGAACUCCUAUCUCGUCGUCUGCGAUCGCCACACUCGAAUUCAGAUCCUACUACGAGCCAAGUACCCAGUCGACUCGUUUCACACGCUCUCAGUCCCGAGCAUCGCGAUUGUGGACAUGCCCAUGCACAUGGGACGAUGGGGCCUCCCGCAACUGUGUCCGUACCCAUCUCCAUUCCUGAAACACACAGACCCACACUCGCACCCAUCUCCCUAUCUCCCGCAGACCCACACAGACCACCCAUAAUCCCAGUAUCAAACCCAGAGAUAUACACCCACAGUCCACCAGCCUCCCGUACCAGAGGUUUGCUUCUAAGCAUUGCAAUGAAACCUUUGCAUAGUGGGUGGUUCAGCAGGCGAUCAGGGAGUCAUUCAAGUCUUGUGGGUAUGGGUGGGCAUGGGCAUGGGUUGGGGAUGACGAGUGUUUCUCCUGGGGCUGGCAGUGGUGCAGGAGGGGGCCACUCACGAUCGUUUGGGAAUUUGGUGUCACCGCUUCAACCACUCGAAUACCCCGCACACAGACGUGGGCAUUCACGCCACACAACGUUCAGCAUAGGUGGAAACGCAAGCAGAGCCAAAACGCCUUAUUUCACAGGAACACAUUCUCCGCAUAGUCCACAAACGCCUCCUGCUGAGAUUGCGGAGAGUGCGAUUUGUGGGAGGGGGUUUACGGAGGUUGGUUCAGUGUCGCAUUCGCAUGGUGGGCGAUCUGGAGAGGAUUUCAAUGGGGAUGGGAGUAUCGUCAAAGGGAGUGUGGGUGCCAGUGUCAGUGUUGAAGGCAACACAAGUGGCCUCCUGGAUGGAGACCCGAAUGCGAACGCAGCACCAGACUAUCGUGUCACAUCACAAGGAUUCAUUGGAGGUGUACCCCUGCUCUCGAGUUACCGAGUUAUGACGAGGCUGCUGGGAGUGGGUGUGGGCGGGAGAGGAGGCGGUCUGGGGUGA